GGGGAGGAGGCUUUCGGGCGCCGGGGGAGGGGGAAGUGUGAGAGAGCUGCUGACUGAGGCCGCCGCCUCCCUUUCCUCGUCUGGAGAGCCUGAGCAGGGGGGUGGGGGAGGCUGAGAGAGAGAGGAAAGAGCCCUGCGCGGGGUCUGAGGGAGGGAGCCAGCCAGCCAGAGAGCGCGGGAGCCAGGCAGGCAGGGCCGGCUGGCCGGCCGGUGGAGUAGGGGAGAAGCCGAAGGCAAAGAGGCGGCAGCUGCUGCUGCAACGGGGGCGCCUCAGUCCCUCCCCUCCCCACUACCACCACCAUCCCCCGGGAGAGGCUGCGACUCUCCGGCCUGGCGGGCCCCCAGCCACCCAACCUCUCGGCCAUGCCGAAUAAAAAGAAGGAGAAAGUGAAUCAGGAACCUCCAAAAGCAGGCAAAAGUGGGAAGAGUAGCAAAGAUGUUCAAGAUAACCUGGACAUUGAGGUCACAAGCAAAAAAUCAAACAACAUUCCACCUGCCACACAACUAUCUAAAGUCAAAGUACCUCCUCCACAGGCUGCAGUGAAGAAAGAAAAACGGCAAAGUUCUUCUAGGUUUAGUAUUAGCAGUAACAGAGAACUCCAAAAGCUGCCAGCUUUAAAAGAUGUUCCCCCUGCAGAGCAAGAAAAGCUCUUCAUUCAGAAGUUGCGACAAUGUUGUGUCCUUUUUGACUUUGUGUCUGAUCCGCUAAGUGACCUAAAGUGGAAGGAAGUAAAACGAGCGGCUUUAAGUGAAAUGGUAGAAUACAUCACGCAUAAUCGCAAUGUGAUCACAGAGCCUAUUUACCCAGAAGUAGUACAUAUGUUUGCAGUUAAUAUGUUUCGCACAUUACCACCUUCAUCUAAUCCAACGGGAGCAGAAUUUGACCCAGAGGAGGAUGAACCAACCUUAGAAGCCGCAUGGCCUCAUUUACAGCUUGUUUAUGAAUUUUUCUUAAGGUUUUUAGAAUCUCCAGAUUUCCAGCCUAAUAUAGCUAAGAAAUAUAUUGAUCAGAAGUUUGUAUUGCAGCUUUUAGAGCUCUUUGAUAGUGAAGAUCCUCGAGAGAGAGACUUUCUUAAGACUACUCUGCACAGAAUAUAUGGGAAAUUCUUAGGCCUAAGAGCUUACAUCAGGAAGCAAAUUAACAAUAUAUUUUAUAGGUUUAUUUAUGAAACAGAACAUCACAAUGGCAUAGCAGAAUUACUGGAAAUAUUGGGAAGUAUAAUUAAUGGAUUUGCCUUACCAUUGAAAGAAGAGCACAAAAUCUUCCUUCUGAAGGUGUUAUUACCUUUGCACAAAGUGAAAUCACUCAGUGUCUACCAUCCACAGCUGGCGUACUGUGUAGUUCAGUUUUUAGAAAAGGACAGCACACUUACUGAGCCAGUCGUGAUGGCACUACUCAAAUACUGGCCAAAGACUCACAGUCCAAAAGAAGUAAUGUUUUUAAAUGAAUUAGAAGAAAUUUUAGAUGUUAUUGAACCGUCUGAAUUUGUAAAGGUUAUGGAACCUCUCUUCAGGCAGCUAGCCAAGUGUGUCUCCAGUCCGCACUUUCAGGUGGCAGAACGAGCACUGUACUACUGGAAUAAUGAAUAUAUUAUGAGCUUAAUCAGUGACAAUGCAGCAAAGAUUUUGCCCAUCAUGUUUCCAUCCUUGUACCGGAAUUCAAAGACACAUUGGAACAAGACAAUACAUGGUUUGAUUUAUAAUGCUCUGAAACUCUUCAUGGAGAUGAACCAAAAAUUGUUUGAUGAUUGCACGCAGCAAUUUAAAGCAGAAAAACUUAAAGAGAAGCUAAAAAUGAAGGAACGGGAAGAAGCAUGGGUUAAAAUAGAAAAUCUAGCCAAAUCAAACCCGCAGGUAUAUGGAAAAUAUUCAGAGUACUCAGUAUAUAGUGACACAUGUCUGGUGACCAGUCCUGUUGCAAUGGAAACUGAUGGGCCUUUAAUUGAAGACUUGCAGGUGCUGACAAACACAGUGAAAGAGGAAGCUUGUAUGGCACAGAAGGAUCUGAGAAAGGAGCGUCCUAUGGUGCGGCGCAAGUCUGAACUGCCUCAGGAUAUCUAUACCAUGAAAGCCUUGGAGUCCCAUUGCCGAGCUGAUGAGCUAAUAUCGCAUGAUGGGCAUUAGACUAUUCAAGUGAAAUCUUACUUGGAGGAAAACCUGUUGUUUUUUUUCUGGACUCUGUUCCACAGUAGAGAACUUACUUUUUUUGUGCCAUACUGAUCAGUUACACACAAAGUCAGAAGUGGUUUUUUUCUGACCCGGUUCUGUUAGGCAAUAACUAUGAUACAGUGUACACGCAGCUCAAGAUUAGUAGUUCAAACAAUGGUAAAUUACCUGAUUCUGUAUGCAGAGCCUAGUAUUAGAGUAAUCUUGAUGCUGUUGGCACGUUACCCAUCAGUUGGGGACAUGCAUUGUUCUCAUAUGAGUGCUGGAAGAAGAAGCACUCUUGGUGCAAAAAUCGCCAAGUGCUGUUGCCACCCAGCCUCCCAUUCAUUUCAGGGCUGUUUCAUGUAUUGCAUCCUAUUUACCUGGUGUUGGAGAAGAAGUGCAAAACCGUAACGUUAAGGAUGAUGGUGUUUGCUUCAUAUAUGCACAUUAUGAAACUACAGUCGGCUGCAUCUCCUAAGGCAUGGAAGAUGCAGCAGAAAACGUGCACAUCCAUGUGACUGCCAUGUGACAAUCUGAACAGGAGUUGCAUGCUUUUCCCUAUAUAGAAACGCUUUCUGCAGAUGCAAAAUGUAGCGUGUGAAGCAGCCUAUAGUGGAUUUGCAGGGGAGGGUGUCCUCUGCCAGUCCCACUGAUGUGACUGGAGGCUGCAUAGCAGCGGUGCCUGGUAAACGGGAGUUGAUUUUCAGUGUCUCCUUCCCCCCAUUCCUUUCCAGCUGAUGUUUGGUACUGUGGCAAUAUGCAUCUCCAAAAGCAAAAUUCCAAAUUCAUACAUAAUGAUUAGACAUUUUUCUAAAAUGCGAGCCUUUCAAAAAUGGUUUCUGCAUUGUUGUCUUGCCGCUUUUUGGCGGCCGGAAAAAAAAUACCAUUGAAUUGUUCUCUCAGUGCAGUUUACAGAAUGGUAAUCUUCAUGACAAUCUAGAAUCACGACUAAUUUCUAGGAGCUCUGAAAACCAGUUAUCAGAGAGACGGGCACCCUGUCCAAAUACUUUAUAUGGAUUGAAGCCAUAUUUUCCAUUCCUUAGCGUGUGAUACAAAAUGUAUAUUUCAUAACUGAGCUGAUUGGAAACUUUGCUUUCCUUCCAAAAAAACACAGUUGUCUGCCUUGACUCAAAAUCAGUUGCAUUUUUUUACAGUCACUGGAUACUGUCUUGUUUGUAUAUGUGUGUGUGUGUGUGUUUGUGUGUGUAUGCACACACAUGCUGAGAUGACUGCACAGUUUUUUCUCCUUUAUUGAGCUUUUACCACAUGGCAUAUUUGGGGUUCAAAGAAUUCCAGUCACAAACAUCAUGAGACUAGUUAUUUUGAAUGUUUCCUGCCCCCAGCAAUGUAAUACGAAUUAUUUUUAAUCCGUCAGAAAUAUCUUACAGAUGCAUUCUGCAUCUUAAAUGCCUCUGAGAAUGAAGUUACAGACUUGUCAAAUUUUUUUUGUUGUGAAAAGCACACAUGAUACAUAUAUGUCUCACAAGCAAAAUGAAAAUACACCUGAAUUGCUGUCAAUCUUCAAAUGCUACAGAGUAUUCCAGAAGAUGAUUUGUGUGCUUUGAGAGCUCUCUUUUUUCCCCCAUUGUUGUAGAUGGCAGAGCAUGAAAACCCAUUUUAUGUGCUUUAUUUUCAAUAUUUAAUUUAUCUCAGGGUGGCCAGUAUUUUAAGAUCUCCAGUUUAAGAGCUUCUACAGAUGAGUUUUAUUUAAAAUGGGUGACUUGUUUUCUAUUGUCUCUGAGAGUAACGUGUCAUAAUUCAACAUUUAACAGUCUUGAUGCAGAAAUGUUAAACAUGUAGCUCCUUCAAAAUAGUAGUUGUUUAAAAAGAAAGAAAUAUGAGGUCUCUUUAAUCCAUAAAAAUUAUUGUUCAAAACAGGCAUUUAGAGUAACCUUGUGCAGAUGUUGUGCCUGCUGUGUUUGGUCUCACUUAAAAUGUCCCAAUAUUUACUGCAAAGCUUUGGAAAAUAAUCACAAAGGGUGGGAUGAGGAUUACUGUUAAAAUAAAUGUUAAAGACCACUCCAGACUUCAAGUGAAAUAAUAUCCACUCGGUGUGAAAAUUCCUGUUACACUUGAAAAUUAAAUAUGCUUUACCAUAAUGGGAAAAAAACUAUAAUUAGAGCAGUUUAAAUAUGUCUUCCCCUUUUUUUGACAGGGGAAGAGGGUGCUUUUAUAAUUGCAUAAAGCAAUGUCUAUAUGUAUUUUGAUAUACCAUUGUUUGAACUUCCAUCUUUAGCUGAUAGCUUCUCAAAUAUCUUUUAUAAUUUGGCUGUUCAGUAGGUUCAUGAAAGAGGUUUCUGGGAAGAAGCACUCUAAUUUUAUCCUGCGGAAAAAUGGGGGAAAGGGGGAAAUAUUGUAUAUCAAUGUUUGGUUGACUGUGUAACGCUCAACGUAUACGAUCUUUCACUGUCUAGAUUUUAUUUUUGCUCUUUACUGAAGAUAAACAUUCACCAAAAAGCGAACUUUCUUGGAUAUAGCUAGGAAAAUUAUGCCAUGACAAUUUUUGCUCUUGAGAUUUAGGCCAGUUGGCAAACUUUUGCCUAAGCAAUAUUCUAAAAAUUUAGCAGCACUAAUUGUUUGGCUUGUCUGUUAUCACCAUUUUAUGCUCUGUAGAAGUUCUGUAUUAAAUUAUUCUUUAAAAAUUAAUACAUCCAAAAUAAAAAUGUGCAAAUACAGUACAGUUUUGGUGACUGUUGUUCUUCAUAAAGUUCAGUGUUCACCACGUCCCAUCUUUUCCAAAAUUACACCUGUACAUCAGGAAUGUAAAAAAAAAAAAAAUAUUACAAGUGUCUUUCUUUUUUGGUGUGGCUUUAGUAUGGCUUCAUUUUAAUAUUGUACAUACAUUGUACUUUGUUUUAUUGUAAUGAGUAAUAAAAAUGUAGACUUCA
Heteronotia binoei (common prickly gecko) is the source of this 5036-nucleotide messenger RNA. RefSeq names its product protein phosphatase 2 regulatory subunit B'gamma (gene PPP2R5C). Gene Ontology annotation, biological process: signal transduction; protein dephosphorylation. The transcript is spliced from 16 exons. The record is from RefSeq and is a predicted model, not a curated record. Gene Ontology annotation, cellular component: protein phosphatase type 2A complex; cytosol; nucleus. The coding region runs from base 364 to 2124 and encodes 586 amino acids. Gene Ontology annotation, molecular function: protein phosphatase activator activity. Lineage: Eukaryota; Metazoa; Chordata; Lepidosauria; Squamata; Gekkonidae.